Molecule: messenger RNA, 1070 nt
Organism: Physeter macrocephalus (sperm whale)
Lineage: Eukaryota; Metazoa; Chordata; Mammalia; Artiodactyla; Physeteridae
Product: aflatoxin B1 aldehyde reductase member 2
Exons: 7
Coding region: 1-441 (146 amino acids)
Source: RefSeq, a predicted model, not a curated record
AUGGCCAACUUGUCAUGGAAUCCUGCAGUGAAAAUCGCUACCAAGGCCAAUCCCUGGGAAGGGAAGUCACUGAAGCCUGACAGCCUCCGGUCCCAGCUGGAGACGUCACUGAAGCGGCUGCAGUGUCCCCAGGUUGACCUCUUCUAUCUACACGCACCGGACCACGGCACCCCUGUGGAAGAGACGCUGCACGCCUGCCACCAGCUGCACCAGGAGGGCAAGUUUGUGGAGCUUGGCCUCUCCAACUAUGCCGCCUGGGAAGUGGCCGAGAUCUGUACCCUGUGCAAGAGCAACAACUGGGUCCUGCCCACCGUGUACCAGGGCAUGUACAACGCCACCACCCAGCAAGUGGAGACGGAGUUCUUCCCCUGCCUCAGGACUGAGGUUCUACGCCUAAAACCCUUUGGCUGGGGGCCUGCUGACCGGCAAGUACAAGUAUGAGGACAAGGACAGGAAACAACCUGUGGGCCGUUUCUUUGGGACUAACUGGGCAGAGAUCUACAGGAAUCGCUUCUGGAAGGAACACCACUUCAAGGCCAUUGCCCUGGUGGAGAAGGCCCUGCAGGCCACGUAUGGCCCCAGCGCCCCCAGCAUGACCUCGGCCGCCCUCCGGUGGAUGUACCACCACUCACAGCUCCAGGGUGCCCCCGGGGACGCGGUCAUCCUGGGCAUGUCCAGCCUGGAGCAGCUGGAACAGAACUUGGUGGCCGCUGAAGAAGGGCCCCUAGAGCCAGCCGUCGUGCAGGCCUUUGAUCAGGCCUGGCACCUGGUUGCCCAUGAAUGUCCCAGCUACUUCCGCUAGGCCCCAACACAGCUCAAGCUGCCCAAGGUUUCUUCCUUUUCUGUCACCUCUUCUCCUCUCUCACCCUGGCCGGUCUUUGCCUUAAGCUGAUUUAGCGUGGUCUUUCUCCAUUGCCUGGAUCCAUGCAUUAUUUUUCUAGACCCCUGCCUCACCCCCAGUUGCCUUCACAAUGUGUAAAGGCUGGGGCUGAGCCCCAUUCAUGCAUUUCCCGUCUGAAUAAAGCAAGCACUUGACCUGGCUGUAGCCCAGGCCCGGAGUGAAGCCCACA